AUGUACAAAGAUCAAACACUACAUCAGCAAGAUAAUAAUUGUGAUGAUCAUGAUGAUCAUUCGGAUGAGAAAGAUCAAGAACUACUUGGUGAGGUUUUCAUUCCAGAAAUUUGUCUACUUGUGAUGGAAAUGAUCGGAGGCAAAGAAGCACUCAAGAUGAGACAAAUUUCUAAAGCCUGGCUCGAAGCAAGUGAACACUUUCAUGCGAUCAAAUUGGAAUUUACAUAUGAUAUUUCCAAUUUCUUUAAAAUUACUGAACAUGUCUUGAUGGAGCAUGUUUCCGAGUUGGUUAUGCUGGAUAACAAAUUUACUGUGGACAGGUUUAAAAGAUUUGUUAAAAAUCCUCGUUUGAAACAUCUGCAAGUAUUAUAUUUGGAAUGUGAGGAGUCGAUGGGUAGUUUGUUUGAUGAUGAUGAUUCAUACGAAGAUCAGGAAUUCAAGCUUGGGGAUAAUGUUGCACUUUUUGCUAAUUGUGAAAAUUUCUCCAAUUUGGAAAAGUUGACAAUCAUCAAUCAUAAUUUAGGAAAUACUGGACUUUCAGAUAUAUUCAACAGCCCAGUUUUAAAGAAACUCAAAGCACUUCAUUUGGAUAGAAAUUGUUUUAGCAAUUUUGGAACAUCUAGCAUGGGAACUGACACAUUAAAACAGUUGGAAGAAUUAACUUGUGGUUGGAAUGACUAUUCCUACGAUAUUCAACUUGUGUGCAAGAAUCAACUCUUUUCCAAUUUGAAAAAACUCACUGUUGAGUUUUCCUUACCAGAGGAAGACUUGUUUAGUAUUAUGGCCAAUCCAGUAUGGUCAAAUCUGAAAGAAUUGUAUUUGGCCACCUCUGUAAAAAAGAAUAUCAGUAGUUUGGCGUGUACUCUCAAACUUGAAAAAUUGGCAAUCCUAGUCUCUGAUUUUGAUGCUUGUAAAUCCCUAAUUGCUAACAAGAGCAUUACUCAAUCAUUGAAAUAUCUUGACGUUGGUGUCAUUCGUGAACAUUCUUCAACAGAUAUUGAUAAGAUAGGGUCACAAUUUGAAACAUUCAUUUUCACAGUUGUGGGUGAUGAUGAUGAAGACGAUAACGAACACUAUGCAUUCGAUUUAUUUGGAGAAGAGUAUCUAUGA
This is a messenger RNA of Naegleria gruberi, 1110 nucleotides long. RefSeq lists its product as uncharacterized. The record is from RefSeq and is a predicted model, not a curated record. The coding region runs from base 1 to 1110 and encodes 369 amino acids. The transcript has a single exon. Lineage: Eukaryota; Heterolobosea; Eutetramitea; Acrasida; Naegleriidae.